ACACUAAAAAUUUACCAAUUUGCCAAUCAGCUGAGGCAAUUGACUGCAGCAAAUAGAUUGGCUUUCUUGUGGUAAAUAUUUUUUCGCGGUUCAUACGUUUAUGUUAUAUUAGCGAGUUAAACAAUCAUUUCUAGAAAAGUGCAUUUAAAUAAAAUAUGACACUCAUUGAUAAGCCGUUAAUUACAGUGGAUAUCGAUUUUUCGCCAAUUUUGCUGAACUGUAGUAAUUAAAUGCGAUACCACAAGGAAAUUAUAAAAAAUCGAGACUGUCUCUUAUGUAUUGUAUAUGAUCUUGUUUGGAAUUCUUUUCUUUCGUAUAAGCCCUAAUUACAUUUCAAAAAGUUCAGUUUUCCAACACUAAAAAUUCACUAGUUUGCCAAUCAGCUGAGGCAAUUUACUACAGCAAAUGGAUUGGCUUUCUUGUAAUAAAUAUUUUUUCGCGGUUCAUACGUUUAUAUUAUAUUAGCGAGUUAAACAAUCAUUUCCAGAAAAGUGCAUUUAAAUAAAAUAUGACACUCAUUGAUAAGCCGUUAAUUACAGUGGAUAUCGAUUUUCCCGAGGAAGAUGUGCCCUAUGAGGAGGAGAUUUUGCGUAAUGCAUAUUCCGUGAAACAUUGGCUACGCUAUAUCGAACAUAAAUCCAAGGCUCCCAAUUGUGGCGUCAAUAUUGUCUAUGAACGUGCACUGAAAGAGCUGCCCGGCAGUUAUAAAAUUUGGUACAACUAUUUACGUACACGUCGCAAGCAAGUGCGUGGACGUCCGCUCAAUGAUCCCAUGUAUGACGAAGUUAAUAAUACAUUUGAAAGAGCAUUAGUAUUUAUGCAUAAAAUGCCACGUAUAUGGAUGGAUUACGGUGUAUUUAUGACGGGACAGUGCCGUAUCACACGUACUAGGCAUUUGUUCGAUCGUGCUUUACGCGCUUUGCCCAUAACACAACAUCAUCGUAUUUGGCCGCUUUAUUUGAAAUUCGUACGACGCUUUGAUAUACCCGAAACAGCUGUACGUAUCUACAGACGUUAUCUGAAAUUGUGUCCAGAAGAUGCUGAGGUGUACAUAGAGUAUUUAACGGAAGUAGAACGCUUGGAUGAAGCAGCACAACAGUUGGCAUCAGUGGUUGACAAUGAGAAUUUCGUAUCGAAGCAUGGCAAAUCGAAUCAUCAGUUAUGGAAUGAGUUGUGUGAUUUAAUUUCGAAGAACCCAGACAAAGUUCACUCAUUGAAUGUGGAUGCAAUAAUACGUAGUGGUUUGAGGCGGUACACUGAUCAGUUGGGUCAUUUAUGGAACUCUUUAGCAGAUUACUAUGUGCGUUCAGGUUUAUUCGAUCGCGCACGGGAUAUUUACGAAGAAGCCAUACAGACCGUAACAACAGUGCGUGAUUUUACGCAAGUUUUCGACGAGUACGCACAGUUUGAGGAGGUAUCAUUGAAUAAACGCAUGGAAAUGGUCGCAAACGAUCCGCAUGCUACCGAAGAAGAUGACAUUGAUGUGGAAUUACGUUUGGCACGCUUCGAAUAUCUCAUGGAGCGACGUCUAUUACUGCUAAAUAGUGUGCUAUUGCGACAGAAUCCACAUAACGUGCAUGAAUGGCAUAAGCGUGUUAAGCUGUAUGAAGGCAAGCCACACGAAAUAAUUAAUACAUACACAGAAGCAGUGCAGACGGUACAACCAAAGCUUGCGGCCGGCAAACUACAUACAUUGUGGGUGGAAUUUGCAAAGUUUUACGAGUCCAAUAGCCAGGUAGAGGAUGCGCGUGUGGUAUUUGAACGCGGCACCGAGGUUGAGUAUGUGAAAGUAGAAGAUUUAGCAGCAGUUUGGUGUGAGUGGGCCGAAAUGGAGAUAAGGCAGGAGAAUUUCGAAGGCGCUUUACGUUUGAUGCAGAAAGCCACUGCAAUGCCCAAGCGAAAAGUGGCUUAUCAUGACGACACUGAAACCGUGCAAAUGCGUCUUUAUCGUUCACUUAAAGUUUGGUCCAUGUACGCCGACUUGGAGGAAUCCUUCGGCACCUUCAAAACCUGCAAAGCUGUUUAUGAUCGUAUAAUUGAUUUGAAAAUUUGUACACCACAAAUAAUCAUUAACUAUGGCCUCUUUCUGGAGGAGCACAACUAUUUUGAGGAAGCAUUUCGUGCAUAUGAGAAAGGCAUUGCGCUAUUUAAAUGGCCAAAUGUAUUUGAUAUUUGGAAUGCGUAUUUGACAAAGUUUCUUAAACGUUAUGGUGGCACGAAAUUGGAACGUGCUCGCGAUCUAUUCGAACAAUGUUUGGAAAAUUGUCCACCAGAACAUGCUAAAUACUUUUAUUUACUCUACGCAAAAUUGGAAGAGGAACACGGUUUGGCACGCCAUGCUAUGGCCGUUUAUGAUCGGGCAACAAGCGCUGUUAAGCCCGAAGAGAUGUUUGAUAUGUAUAAUAUAUUCAUAAAGAAAGCGGCAGAGAUUUAUGGUUUACCGCGUACUCGUGAAAUCUACGAGAAGGCUAUUGAAGCUUUGCCCGAGGAGAAUAUGCGACCGAUGUGUGUGCGUUUUGCGGAAAUGGAAACGAAAUUGGGCGAAAUCGAUCGCGCGCGUGCAAUUUACGCACAUUGUUCGCAGGUUUGUGAUCCACGCAUAACCGCUGAAUUUUGGCAAACCUGGAAAGAGUUCGAAGUACGUCAUGGCAAUGAGGAUACGAUGCGUGAAAUGUUGCGCAUCAAACGCUCGGUGCAAGCUACCUACAAUACCCAGGUGAAUAUGAUGGCUGCACAAUUUCUCAAUCAAUCGGGCACAAAUGGCGCCGGCGCCGAAGCUGGUGGCGAUGCAAUGCGUCUGCUGGAGGCCAAAGCGGCAGCCGAGCAACAGGCACGUCAACAACAAACGCUUAAGCCACAAACUAGCGGUAAUAUUAUGUUUGUGCGUGGCGAAACGCAAGGUGGCAAAGCCAAGGAUAAAGUGGUUAAUCCCGAUGAAAUUGACAUUGGAGAGAGUGAUGAGGAAGAUGAUGAUGAUGAGGACGACGGCGAUGAUGACGAGGGUGCUGCUGGUAAUGGUGGUGCUGACGCGACAAAGCGUGGCGGAAAUGAAGAGAAUGUAAUUGCAGCCAAAAGAUUACGCAUUGAGCAACAAGCCAUACCGGCGAAGGUGUUUGGCGGUUUAAAGAAGCCCACAAACGAUGAUGAGCAGGAAGCAGAUUGAGAGGUGUGCUGAGAUAUCUUUGAUUGUAGUAAAUAAAGUGGAAUAUUUUUUUUGAACAAAUAUAAAAAUCGGCUGACCUUUAAUGACUAUUUCUA
Molecule: messenger RNA, 3258 nt
Organism: Ceratitis capitata (Mediterranean fruit fly)
Lineage: Eukaryota; Metazoa; Arthropoda; Insecta; Diptera; Tephritidae
Gene: fand
Product: pre-mRNA-splicing factor SYF1
Exons: 6
Coding region: 509-3163 (884 amino acids)
Biological process (GO): generation of catalytic spliceosome for first transesterification step; mRNA splicing, via spliceosome
Cellular component (GO): U2-type catalytic step 2 spliceosome; Prp19 complex; post-mRNA release spliceosomal complex
Molecular function (GO): protein binding
Source: RefSeq, a predicted model, not a curated record